UCGUUACCACUCUUUAUAUACAAACCAUUCCAUGCAAGCAAAUCUCAUCUUUCCAUCAUCUUAUUCACUAAUCCUUUCAAUGGAUUCUUCAGCUAAAUUUCUCCUUUUGUCUCUCCUUAUUUCCUUCUCUCUCUCCCAUGCUCAAACACCUUCAAAAUCUUCAUUAAAACCCAAAGCACUAGUCCUUCCUAUCACAAAAGACUCCUCUACUCUCCAAUACCUGACCCGUCUCAACUUAGGCACUCCUUUGGUUCUAAAAAACCUUGUUGUCGACCUUGGAGGCCAGCAUUUAUGGAUAGAUUGCGACACAGAUUACCAUUCAUUAACUUACAGACCAGGCCAUUGCGGCUCUGCAACAUGUUCUCAGGCUAAAGCUUUUUGCGUUAGCAUAUGCCUCAAUCCUCCCGGUCCUAAUUGCAACAACAAUUCUUGCAUAGUCGACGCCCAGAACAGUGUCUUUGGAGCUGGUACCACGGCACAUGUUUCACUUGAUACAAUCUCUUUCCAAUCCACAGAUGGCUCCAAAGCCGGUCCGCCAGUUUCUUUUUCUAAUUUUAUCUUCGGUUGUGCCCAUAACUUUAGUCUAACUAGUCUUGCCAGCGGUGCUAAUGGCAUGAUUGGCCUCGGAAAGGAAAGACUCGCCUUUCCAUCACAGCUUUCAUCUUUAUUUGGUGGAAGUCUUCGUCGAAAAUUCGCCAUCUGCUUGCCUUCUACUUCCAAGUCCAAUGGUGUCUUAUUCCUUGGCGACUCUCCUUAUCAAUUCUAUCCAGGCUACAACACAUCGAAAGCCAUCGACGUAUCAUCAAGACUCACGUACACCAAACUCCAUACCAAUUACAAAAGAACAGCUACGCCAAGGUUGCAAGGAGCACAAGUGCCAGAGUACUUUGUCAAGAUUACAUCUAUUCUAGUGAACAGAAAACCCAUUCCGAUUAACACAACAUUGCUUGAUUUCCACAGGACAGGUAUUGGGGGUUCAAGAAUAACUACAGUAAAGCCUUAUACCAUUCUUGAAAGUUCUAUCUAUGACUCUCUCGUUAAGGCCUUUGAUACGGAGAUAGCAACUUGGAAAGUCAAAAAGGUUGCAGCUGUAGAACCCUUUAGAGAUUGCUAUAGUAAAGGAAACUUGGCAAUGUCACCUCUUGGGCUCGCUGUUCCUGACAUUACUUUCGUUUUUGAGAACAAGGAUGUGAGCUGGGAUAUGUAUGGAGCUAACUCAAUGGUGGAGAUAAGCAAUGAUGUGGUGUGUCUAGGGUUUUUGAGGGGAGUUACAGAGAUAUGGACAACAACAUCAAUAGACAUUGGAGCAUAUCAAUUGCAAGACAAUCUUGUCCAGUUCGAUCUUGCUGCUUCUAGAAUGGCAUUUACUAACACACUUCUCUUAGAAGAAGUUGAAUGCUCCAACUUCAAUUUCUGAACAUGUUCACUAGUAGCUAGUUAUUUGUGUAUUACUAAUAUGUUCUUCUCGGUUUUGUCUUUUGAUUAUUUAUAUGGUUUCAUAGUUGCGUGAUGAUUAUAAUAAAACUUAGACUUGGAAUUUUGUAA
Messenger RNA from Ricinus communis (castor bean), 1545 nucleotides. RefSeq names its product probable aspartic proteinase GIP2. The transcript has a single exon. The record is from RefSeq and is a predicted model, not a curated record. Bases 32 to 1417 code for a protein of 461 amino acids. Gene Ontology annotation, biological process: proteolysis. Gene Ontology annotation, molecular function: aspartic-type endopeptidase activity. NCBI's taxonomy places the organism in Eukaryota, Viridiplantae, Streptophyta, Magnoliopsida, Malpighiales, Euphorbiaceae.